This is a messenger RNA of Bursaphelenchus xylophilus (pine wood nematode), 3119 nucleotides long. Lineage: Eukaryota; Metazoa; Nematoda; Chromadorea; Rhabditida; Aphelenchoididae. The record is from the annotation of a GenBank genome assembly.
AUGAGGUAACAGAAGGCUUUUUUUCUAAUCAGAAGGAAAUUUAUAUUGAUUUCGAUUUCCAGAAAGAUCUGUAAGCGGCCAUGUUCUUCAACCCCAUCCAUCGACUAUCCGGCCGUAUUUAGACAAUAUUGUGGAAAACCCGCAUAUUUUACAUGAAAACGUACGUCUUUUAUUAAUAAAUAAUAUAACGAUGAAGAGGGACGUUUUUAUUAUUCAUAAUUUCGUAAAUGUACGAUUUAUCAGCUAAGUUUUUCACCCUAAACGGUGUUUUUCCGUCAAAAAAGCCAAAACGUGAUGGCUGAAAAAUUGAGGGGGCGGGGCUUGUUUUGGGACGCCGCAAAUCCAUGGAUUUGCUACCUGCCAAUUUUGCGCCGUCGCAAAAGGGCCGAUUUGCUACCUCCCAAUUUUGCGCCGUCGCAAAAUGGCCGAUUUGCUUCCGACGUCUUUUUUGGAGGUUGCAAAUUGAGGUUUCCGCUACUUUUUGAAAUUGGUAGCGGAUCCAGCAAACAUUAUCGAACUCGAGAAAAAAUUCUUAUUCCUUCGCUCUUAUAUUCUGAAUCAGAAAAUUUUUGCGAAUUUUUUGAUAUAUAUCUCGACCUGUAACUCCACACCCCAUAGAAGUACUUUCCUUGUUAAAAAUCUCAAUAUUCUUUAAAAAAUUUUUGAAAAUUUGAAAAUUUUUUCAAUUUCAUUUUAAAUUUUUUUUUGAAAAUUUUUUGAAUUUAAAAAACUUUCCGUGUUGAAAAUAAAAACUCAUCUUACGUAUUCUAAACUAGCCUAGUUUCAGCGUUAUCUCCCCAAUUUUUUCCGUCCAUUCCACCUUCCAAUCCAGCCACGCCGCGUGUAUCGAACGGCGCCCGUUUGGCGCAUCCGACCGCAGUCGGUCUCUACGAUCCUAUGCCGCCGGCGAUGCCUCAGGUCCUAACCACGACUGGCGGAGUUUUAGCGCCAACUCAGAUACGACCAGCCCCUCCGCCAGCACCUUUAAGGGAUUCGAAAAUUUCGUCAAGGACGAAUUUGAAUAUAAACAAUCUACCUCCACAGAGAACGCCGUUACGAAUAGUGCUAUUGGGGCUUGGUGGGGUGGGGAAAAGUGCGAUUACAAUACAGUUUGUGCAGGUAAGACUGUAAUGAGCUGGUAGAAAAAUAAUUUGAAGUUCAAUUUUUAUUUUGUAAAAUAAAAAUUUAAGAAAAAAUGGAAAAACAACAUAAAUUUUAUGAUUCCAAACACCUCUCCUCUUAAUUUCAGCAAUACUUUAUCCACGAUUACGACCCCACAAUAGCGGAUUCGUACGCAAAACAAUGUUAUGUCGACGAAAAUAUGUGGAAGUUGGAGGUGUUGGACACGGCCGGUCAAGACGAAUUUGCAGCCAUGAGAGAGCACAACGUCCGAAGUGGCGAUGGAUUCCUACUAGUAUUCUCGCUGACAAAUCGAGAGAGUUUUGAGUACCUCAAACGACUGUACCAUUAUAUCGACAGAGUGAAGGACAGAGACUUCUUUCCAAUGAUUGUGGUUGGAAAUAAGUGCGAUUUGAGCGCGCAACGGCAGGUGAGUAGUUGUAUUAGGUCUAGAAUCACCGGUUUUGAACCGUUGAAGCCAUUUCUGACGGAUUUUUUUACACGAAUCACGACUAACGUAAGCUACAAUGAGCGUUUGAUGCGUCGUCGGCGUUUUUCCUCACAUUACACGUGCAGAAUAAAGUUUCCCGCAAACGACAUUUUCUUACGAAGAAGUUGGUCAUCUUGGAGGCUAUAUCAAAGCCGUUAUAUAAAUCCCUACCAUACGAAACAUAUAUCAGCAGAUAGCGAUUUCAGCGUUCUUUUAGAUGCUCUAAACAGAAAUUGCGAAAUUGUAUUGCCACUUGUGAAAAAUGCAAAACAAAAAAACGACAAAGUCAUAUUUCUAGACCUAAUACGUCAAUUUUUAUCACUCCAAAUGUCUAAUUUUUAUUAUCCAUGAGAGCAACUGAUGGGUUUCGGCUAUAGUUUUGAUGAAUUUCACCAAUUAUCCUUUUUGAUUUUUCUAACAGGGGAAGUACUCCAAGCUUUGGAGCUCCAAGUGCGACGCUCAGAUUUGGAUGAAACUUGGCACAAAUUUAGAAUAUUUUUUCGAAGAUAUAUGCGAAAAUCCUAGCUCGCUCUUUGCAGAAACAACCGAGAUUUUUAGAUCGAAAGUCGGCUUAAAUUUAGGACUUUCUGCCGAAUUUUGGCACGAAAAGUUUCAUGCCUAUUUCAACCGUAAAGGAUAAUGUUUCUACGAAAAAUCAAAUUUUUCCGCACGAAACUGCCAAAACUAUGGCCAAAAAGCGCUUUUCUCUUUCAACGUUUAGCGUGCUCUCUCGGCGGCAACAAUCGUUCGAUAUCUCAGCGGUGGCCGCAAAGAGCGAGCUAAAACUUUCAGGAAUUGAUACUCACAGGGGAGGUACUCCAAGUUCGACGCUCAGAUUUUCUUUAAAUUUUGCGCACACGUCCGGUAUGGACUAAAUAUCAAUUCACGAAAGUUUUAGCUCGCGCUUUCCGAGAUAUCGAACGCUUUUUGCCGCCGAGAGAGCACGCUAAACGUGGAGAGCGGUCAGAGAGAAAACACCUUUUUGGCUAUAACUUUGGCUGUUUCGACCCGUGACUUCUCGCAGAAAGCGAAAUAUUGCCAUAACAAAAAAUGGCUAAUAUAUUCGUAUUUUAGCAAAGCCAUGACAUAAACAUAGACUUAAACUGUGAAACUAAAGUAUAUAACUUGAGUAUUAUAUAUUUUUCAGGUGUCCCGUGAAGAGGCCGAAAGUUGGGCCCAAUCCGUCCAGCUGCCAUAUGUAGAAUGUUCCGCCAAAUUCCGACAAAAUGUUGAUCGAGUGUUUCAUGAUCUGGUCAGGUUAAUACGGUAGGUCCAGUCAAGACAAAAAGUUCUUUAUUUUUUGUCAUAAUUCUGCCAAAAACAAAACAGAAUCAUUUAUCAUUUUUCACAAGAAAUUUUUGAAGCACGUCGGUGUAUCAUAACUGAAUUUAAUUUCAGGCAAUUCCAAAUAGCCGAGCGUCAGAUGGGACUGGAAUACAUUUCGGAUUCGGCAAAUACCUCCGGCUCCAGCGGGAGUCACAAGAAGAAGAAAGGAUGCAUUGUAAUGUAA